UUAAACUCUCAUCUGAGAUUUAUUAACUGUUAAGACACAAUUAUUAUAACAUUUCUGGUGAUUUUUGAUUUUCUGGUGUUGUGCAAGAUGAUGAAGAAAAUGUUUGUUGUAAUUUUGAACUGUUUCUGGAGUCUAUCUGGUGUAUUUGGCACAGGUGAGUCUGUGCCAGUGAUGGAGGGAGAUUCUGUCAUUUUAUCUGUCAAUCUCACUGAAACACAGAGAAAAGAGGGAAUCUCCUGGAAGUUUGGACCUCAUGAAAUCACCAUAGCUGAAAUCGAAGUUGGUGACAAUAACAUGCGUUUAUAUGAAAAUAGAGCUGAUGGAAGAUUCAAAGGCAGACUGAAGCUGGAUCACAGUGGAUCUCUCACCAUCACAAACAUCACAACCACAGACGCUGGACUUUAUAAAGUGUCCCAAACCAGCACAGACAAACAACUCAAUAUAUUUCAUCUUACUGUCUAUGCUCCUCUUCCAGUUCCUGUCAUCACAAACGCCUCUCCAGAAAACACUUCAUCAUCAGAAAGAUCAAACUGUUCAUUGUUGUGUUCAAUUUUGAAUGUGAGAGAUUUAAGAGAUGCGAGUCUCUCCUGGUACAAAGGAAAAAGUUUAUUGUCCAACAUCAGUGAGUCCGAUCUCAAAAUCAGCCACAUCUCUCUACUUCUGGAGGUGGAUUAUCAGGAUACAGACACAUACAGCUGUGUGGCACAACAUCCUUUAAGCAAACAGACUCAAUAUUACUGCCUUACUGAUCUCUGUCAACAGUGUUCAGGUAUUAAAGGUGUUUAUUCUGAUCUAGACUCAUUCAUCUUUGAAAGAUCUUUCAUCUCAGAUUCAGUUACGGCAAUGAUAUUUACUGGUCACUGAUCUCAGAUCAGAUUC
Misgurnus anguillicaudatus (oriental weatherfish) is the source of this 879-nucleotide messenger RNA. NCBI's taxonomy places the organism in Eukaryota, Metazoa, Chordata, Actinopteri, Cypriniformes, Cobitidae. The record is from RefSeq and is a predicted model, not a curated record.